UUCUUCUCAUACAAACCAAAUUAUCAAGCUACUAACCUCUCAUAUUCCAACAUAUUCUCUCUGCUGGGCAAAAACCAGAAAAGAAAAAUGAGUUCCUCAAGUUUCAAUUUUACAUUGCUUAUGCCUCUUCUAGUUGGUUGUCUUAUGGUGGCUUCUGCUAGCCACUUCAACCAGGAUUUUGACAUCACAUGGGGAGAUGGCCGUGGCAAGAUAGUCAACAAUGGGGAGGUUCUCACUCUCUCCCUUGAUAAAGCCUCCGGUUCCGGUUUCCAGUCCAAGAAUGAGUAUCUUUUUGGCAAGAUUGAUAUGCAGCUCAAGCUUGUCCCUGGCAACUCUGCUGGCACUGUCACCGCAUACUAUUUAUCUUCGAAAGGAUCAACAUGGGAUGAGAUUGAUUUUGAGUUUCUGGGAAACCUUAGUGGGGAUCCUUACAUUCUUCAUACAAAUGUGUUCAGUCAAGGAAAGGGUAACAGAGAACAACAGUUCUAUCUCUGGUUUGACCCAACUGCAGAUUUCCACACCUAUUCCAUCCUCUGGAAUCCCCAACGUAUCAUCUUCUCUGUCGACGGUAGACCCAUUAGAGAGUUCAAAAACAUGGAAUCAAUCGGUGUUCCAUUUCCAAAGAAUCAGCCGAUGAGAAUUUACUCUAGCUUGUGGAAUGCGGAUGACUGGGCUACAAGGGGUGGUCUGGUGAAGACAGACUGGACUCAAGCUCCUUUCACUGCCUCUUACAGAAACUUCAAUGCUGAUGCCUGUGUUUGGUCUAAUGGAGCAUCUUCCUGCAAAUCAAAUACCCCAUCUUCUGCCUCAGCCAACAAUGCAUGGUUCUCUCAAGAGAUGGAUUCAACAAGUCAACAAAGGCUGCAAUGGGUUCAGAAGAACUACAUGAUCUACAACUACUGCACUGACGCCAAGAGAUUUCCUCAAGGUCUACCUCCAGAAUGCAAUAUGUCUUAAGAGGCAACCACAGUUAAUUAAUUAAUUAGAGAUCAAUAUUCUUUCAUUUCUUUUUUCUUCUUCAGGCAAAUGACGAUUCUUUUGUUCUUUGGGAAUUCCCUCUAUUUUUAUGUGAUAACUGAUACGUUAUUAUAAGAUAUGCAACAAGAGGAGUUCAUUUCCCCUUUCCAAAUUGAUGGUCCUUGAUCUAUUUAGUUUCUAGCUUAUCAAAUAGAAACUAAAAAAUUGAAUAUAAAUAUUGAGAUAUUUUAAAUGAUAA
This is a messenger RNA of Durio zibethinus, 1216 nucleotides long. Its product is annotated as xyloglucan endotransglucosylase/hydrolase protein 22-like. Gene Ontology annotation, molecular function: xyloglucan:xyloglucosyl transferase activity; hydrolase activity, hydrolyzing O-glycosyl compounds. Gene Ontology annotation, biological process: xyloglucan metabolic process; cell wall biogenesis. The record is from RefSeq and is a predicted model, not a curated record. Gene Ontology annotation, cellular component: cell wall; apoplast. Lineage: Eukaryota; Viridiplantae; Streptophyta; Magnoliopsida; Malvales; Malvaceae.